This is a messenger RNA of Oncorhynchus kisutch (coho salmon), 3318 nucleotides long. Its product is annotated as protein MGARP. Lineage: Eukaryota; Metazoa; Chordata; Actinopteri; Salmoniformes; Salmonidae. Gene Ontology annotation, cellular component: mitochondrion. Bases 218 to 1606 code for a protein of 462 amino acids. The transcript is spliced from 8 exons. Gene Ontology annotation, biological process: anterograde axonal transport. The record is from RefSeq and is a predicted model, not a curated record.
GGAUCCCAACGUUCACCUACAAGAGCCGGCUCUUAGAGCCGACUCGUUCGCGAACGAGCCAUCACUACCACACAUCCAGUGCUAAGCACAAGUGCGAUAGGGCUCUGCUUCGUUCAUCACAGGCUCGCACACCCUGUCAUCUCCAGCCAUUCAUUCUGCCCUCCCUCGCUUCGGCGCACGCUGCAUUCCUCUGGUAGCUUUUGGAUAGCGCAUAGCGAUGUUUCUCUGCAGAACGGCCUGGCAAAGAUGUGGGCAUUUGACAAGGAAGUCAGCCUACCAGUUAUCUAGAGAUGUACUGCCACGGCGACAGAUGUCGUCGCUCCCCGGUGGUACUGGUGAUAACAUCAUCUAUGCCCUGCUGUGUGGUGGGGCCUUCGCUGGAGCUGUCGCCUAUACGUACAGCACUGUGACCACAGACCACGCCAGAUUCACCGACCGUGUAGCGGAUAUCAACGCUCGUCCCAAGACCGAGUGGGUUCCCAAACCAUGGCCCCCCAAGAGCAGGGAUGAGGAAGAGGAGGGUGAGGAAGCAGUAGCCGAUGGAGAGGAGGCGGCGGCUGGAGAGGAACCUGCAGCUGAAGAGGCUGUAGAGGCGGAAAACGUAGCAGAACUUGCUGAAGAGACCGAGGCAGUCUCUGAGGAACCUGCUGUGGAGGCAGCAGUAGAGGAAGUGGCUGUAGUAGAAGCAGAGACUGUGGUGGAGGAGGUCGCAGAGGCUGUCGCCGAGGCUGCUGAAGUUAUCGCCGAGGUUGCUGAAGAGGUCGUUGAGGUGGCCAUGGAAGUAGAGGCGGCAGCAGAGGAAGUGGUCAUAGUGGCCGAGGCCGUGGAGGAUGCUGCAGAGGCCAUUGCCGUGCCCGCCUUCCCCGAGGAAGCAGUUGCUGUGGUAGAGCCAGAGAGCAAUGUGGCACCAGUCGCUAUGGCUGCAGCCUCUGCUUUGGUGGUGACAACAGUCGCUGAAGUAGUUUUAGAAGUCAAGGAGGCUGCCCCUGUAGAGGUCCCAGCUGCAGAAGAAGCCUCUCCAGUCGAGGCCGCACCCAUAGAAGAGGCUCCAACUGCAGUCGAAGAAGCUCCAAUUGAGGCUGCCGCAGCAGAGAUGUUGGAGGCAGACGCUGCUCCUGUGGAGGCAGACGCUGCUCCUGUGGAGGCAGACGCUGCUCCUGUGGAGGCAGACGCUGCUCCUGUGGAGGCAGACGCUGCUCCUGUGGAGGCAGACGCUGCUCCUGUGGAGGCAGACGCUGCUCCUGUGGAGGCAGACGCUGCUCCUGUGGAGGCAGACGCUGCUCCUGUGGAGGCAGACGCUGCUCCUGUGGAGGCAGACGCUGCUCCUGUGGAGGCAGACGCUGCUCCUGUGGAGGCAGACGCUGCUCCUGUGGAGGCAGGCGCGGCACCUGUGGUGGAAGGCGCGGCACCUAUGGUGGAAGACGCGGCACCUGUGGUGGAAGAGACGCCAGCUGCUAAGGAGUACAUUGUCGUGGUGCUGGACGGAGCGAGCAUGUCAGACAAGAGGCCCAAAGUCCUGGGGAUUGGCCCCAUGACCGGCAGGAUUAUCCCAGACGAAGACGAGGCCCCUGCUGCUGAGGUAACAGGGCAAGCGACGGCUGCUUAGGAUACAGAUGCAGUUGAACCAACUGACAGUAAGCACUUGGAGCCCCUGGAUGAUAUAUCUACUCUGAGGAAGACAAGGGAUGUGCCUUCCCCCACACUUGAACCCUUCCACACACUUUGACCCCUGACAGUCUACCCUUGAUUUUUAUCUGUAGUAUAAAACUUUUCUCCCUGUCUUGCAUCAGCGAAUUGUCUGUGUAUAUGUUCAGAUAAUGCUUGCUUUAUGGAAACAAACAUCUGAUAUAUUAUUCUAACGUACUCCACCUGUUCCAAGAAGAGGUACAUCUUCCUCUUGUAUCACAUUGGAGACGUUUAGAAAUGGUCCAUCUAUGUAGGCUUCACAACUGAACCUAGUACAAUGUAGUACAUAGUACAAUGCAUUACUCUUCUCACCUUUUUAGAUGUGCACAGUCACAAAACAACUGUGAGUUUACUACUGGUUCAUCUGCACAACCUUUGAACAGAGAUUGUCUUUCUCUCAAUGGGAGUUAUAUUUUCUUAGUAUUCAGUAUGGUUGCAGCUGUGAAGGCUAAGGAUACUCUCACAGCAUAGUAUGUCAUAGUUUACUUCACCCAAGAAACCUCACACUAGACUCACUCCAAUGGUGUCUUCUGAUUCUCACCAUCCAAGGCAAUACUACACAUCCGAUGCUCAGCCAGCAAUUGCCUCAUGGCCGGGUAGGAAUGUGACCAGCAUUUUUCAACUAUCCUCAGGUUUUAACUCUUUGGGCUGAUUCCAAUGUGCUUUUGGAAAUCAAAUCAAAUCAAAAAAUCGCUCUAUUUCUGAGUCACUGACUUGUUUUUGGGAGACCAGAUCAAUUAGGCUACCUUACCAGCUCAGUAUUCCUCCAGCUUGUGAUCCACAGACCUUUUAUUAAUGCAGUAUUACAGUUGAACAAACCUUUGCAGUUGCAUGCCAGACAUGUGAUUCAAAUUGGGAAAAGAGCAUGACAACGAACCAGUCAGGUUUUUACAGUCGGUGAUGUCUCUUCAAGCUAGACUCCAUUGCAUAGUCCAUGAUGUCGCUCUUCAAGAUUUCAUAAGGCAGACAUUUUCAUCUGUCUUUUAACUUUCUCCCUCCCCCUCUGUUGUAGAGCCUUUCUGUUCGAUAGUCCAUUUAUUUAUGUGACCCACUAUAGCUUAUUGUGGUGAAAAGCUGUAUCUGAAAUAGGAAAAGCCAUGAUUUGAGUGUAUAGCAUGUUUUCCUAGGCUGGUAUAAACAGUUGUGUUGUGCUUGUUUUUUUAAAACUCUGCAGUCAGGCUUGUGUGGUGGCAUACAUUCAGCUUUUCAAAUGAGAUGAUUUACUAGUUAGUUUAGAUUCCUAAAUACAUGUUUGUAACUUUGUCAGAACCAGUUAAAAUAAUCUGCAGGCCCUACAAGGCUUUCACUGUAGACAUACUCUACAUAUUUGUUGUAGGACUAGUUCUCUUCUCACUUUCCUCACAUAUUUUAUUUUUGAUAUGUUAGGCAUAUUUGAAAUGGUACCGAGACCGUUGAUAAGAAGUGAAUGUAGGAUCAUUCCUAAUUAAGGAGUGGGAUAAUUCAGGGUGUAUGUCCUAAUGUUUGCAGGCAGGUUUUGAAUGGGCUAUAUAGUGGCUUGUCCUGUGAGUGGAUGGCUUCACGCUGUGCAUCUGGCCUAGCAUGGGCUACAAACUGUGACUAUUUGAAACAUUUCUGUUUUUCUGAAAUAAAGGAAAAUUUCAGUUUUGUCUA